CUCAGUGAAGAGGAGCAGAGAGGAGCAGCCACACAGUCCAGCGGCUCCUCCCGUUCGUCCCACACUCAGCUAGAGCUGCUCCCCGGAGGAGGAGGUGAUGAUGGCGGCGGCUGUAGAGAGAGGAGGCGUCCGAGCCGCUUUCCUGAGCCCAAGCAGCGGCGGAGGAGGACCGGUACCGAGCAGCCUGCCGACCGCAGGGUUAGCCGGGGCUGUGGUGCUGGGCUCCGGCAGCAUGCCCGUACCCAUGAACCUGUUUGCGACCUGGGAGAUAGACCGAUCAUCCCCCAGCUGCGUGCCGAGACUCUGCAGCCUCACACUGAAGAAGCUGGUAGUCCUCAAAGAACUGGAUAAAGAGCUCAACUCCUUGAGUAUAGCUGUCAAAAUUCAGGGCUCGAAGCGUCUCCUGAGAUCAAAUGAGUACGUCCUCCCACCGAGCGGACUGAUGGAGACAGAUCUAGAGCUCACAUUCUCACUACAGUACCCACAUUUUCUAAAAAGGGAUGCCAACAGACUGCAGAUCAUGCUGCAGAGGAGGAAACGCUACAAGAACCGAACCAUCCUGGGCUACAAAACUUUGGCUGUGGGAGUCAUCAACAUGGCCGAGGUGAUGCAACACCCGACAGACGGAGGACAGAUCCUGGGUCUCCAUAGCAACGUGAAGGAGGCUCCGGUGCGUGUGGCGGAGAUCAGCGUGUACUCGCUGUCCAGCCAGCCCAUCGACCACGAGGACGGCAGCGGGCAGGCCGGACGCAAGACCAAAACCUCAGAUCGAUCUCCAGACAUGGACAACUACUCCGAGGAGGACGAUGACAGCUACUCGUCAGAGCAGGAGGCCAGUGACGACGCGGUGCAUGGACAGGAUCUUUAUGACGAAGACGACGAGGUGAGGAAGCCGAAGAAACCCCGGAGGAAAAUGAUCCGUACCACCUCCAUGACCAGGCAACCGAACUUUAAGCAGAAGUUUGUGGCCUUACUGAAGAGGUUCAAGGUAACAGACGAGGUCCUCGACUCUGACCCCGUGGACCAGACGCAGGAGGUGGAGGAGGAUCUGGACCUGCUCUACGACAGUCUGGAGGUCUACAACCAGAGCGACAGCGGGCCCGAGAUGGAGGACAACGAGAGCGUCCUGAGCACGCCCAAACCCAAACUAAAGCCAUUUUUCGAGGGGAUGUCUCACUCCAGCUCGCAGACAGAAAUUGGAAGCAUACACAGCCAGAAGAGUGCGCAGAGAGAGCUGUCAUGUCCUAGUGGUGAGUUCCUGACCGUGGACAGAUGUAAAAUACAAGGAGCUCGAUAUCAGGAUGACAGCAACGCAGACACCACUGUUGGGGACCCGGAGACGGAUGACAGCGGUCCAGGGCCGGGGGAGGUGUGCAGCUGGGAUGUUAACACAGAGCGGAUAACCAGCACUGUUGGCAAGCUCUGCAAGACCGAAUCUCAGAACCACAUGUCUCCCAGUAAAGUGGAGAACAGGCUGCCGAGGCGUCCUCGCAGCACCUCUAUGAAAGACAGACAGAACUCAAAGGCGCAGAGCGAUCGCACCAGCAGCAUGGAGAGCGAGUGCUCCCCAGACUCCCGGCUCAUAGCUCAGGUUCCCAGGAAGUCUGUGUACGACCAGCUAAAUCAGAUCCUCAUCUCUGACGAACGCCUCCCAGAGAGCAUCAUCCUCAUCAACACCAUGGAGUGGCAGGGACAGUAUGUUGCCGAGUUGCUCCAUGAACAGGCCCAGCCCAUCGUGUCCACCUGCUCUGCUGCUGAUGUUCAGGCUGCCUUCAACACCAUCGUCACUCGCAUCCAGAGAUUCUGCAACUGCAACGCACAGACACCGCCAACAAUGAAGGUGGCAGUUGCAGGUGACCAGAGCUAUCUCAGCACCAUCCUGAGGUUCUUCGUGGAGCAGCUCGCCAACAAGACGCCCGACUGGCUCAGCUACAUCCGCUUCCUGGUGAUACCAAUAGGUUCUCAUCCUCUGGCGAAGUACGUGGCCUCGUUUGACAGCAGGUUCAACAACAUCUUCAUGGACACGGCGUGGAGGGAGCUGUUCUGCAGGACGGAGCGGCCCGCCUCAGAUAACAUCGACGUAGCAGGACGAGUGGUUCAGUAUCUGGCUGGUGCCAACGUGUCCCACCAGUUCCCCAUCUCAGAAGCCAUGCUCACCUACAAACAGAAGAGCCCUGACGAGGACUCCUGUCAGAAAUUUGUGCCAUUCAUCGGGGUUGUGAAAGUUGGGAUUGUGGAGCAAAGCCUCUCAACUUCAGUUGACUCAGAUGAUGCAAUGGGAGGCAACACAAGCAUCCUGUCCUCCCCAACGCCCCCAUCGGCCGGUCCGUAUGGGAAGGAGAUCGGUGGCACUCCUCCGCAGUCUCCAUCCGUGUCCACUGCCCUCUCUGGAGCUGGUUCUCCAUGUUCGGGCAGUGAGGUGAUGGGGCUGCAGGUGGACUACUGGACAUGGCAGGGUCCAGAGAAGAAGAAAGAGGGCGAGAAGAGAGAUGUGGGGCUGAAGAACACCCUGAAGAGCAACUUCAGAUCUCUGCAGGUCAGCCGUCUGCCCUGUGGGGGGGAGCUCACCCCCCCACCCAGCAUGGCCAUGACCGUGGUCACAAAGGAGAAGAACAAGAAAGUGAUUUUUCUCAGUAAGAAGCCGAAGGAGAAAGAGCUGGACUCUAAGAGCCAAGUGAUCGAUGGAAUCAGCCGGUUGAUCUGCACCGCCAAACACCAGCACACCAUGCUGAGAGUUACCAUCGAUGGAGUCGAGUGGAACGAUGUGAAGUUUUUCCAGCUCGCUGCCCAGUGGCCGACACACGUCAAGCACUUCCCGGUGGGAAUCUUCGGUUACACCAAACCCGUGUGACCCCGGCCACCCCCCCACCCCCCGCUCGCCCGACUCUCCGCUGCACUUCAGAAAAUGAGAGGAGACGCCGACGGGCCCCCGGCAGUACUAGCUUUCCUGUGGAAAUCUUACUGACUCACAAGCGCGUGUUCAUAAAUUCAUGUUGUCGACUCGAUGUUUUUGAUGUUGUUGGGUGUUGUUGUUGUUUUUUACACACUACAAAAAGAACAAGUACUAUUUUGUAAGAUUUGUGCUACCGCCUCGGAGGUAUUUUGGGGUUUUUGACAAUUUGCCACAUUUCAAUAAUGGCAGCUGUGUUUGCACUUUGUUUUGUUAACAUUUUAUUAUUUCUGUGAAAUCCUACAUUUAUUGUUACUCUAUAGACAAUGGAGGAGUGUGAUGGUGAUGUGCAGUGGCGUGUGUGAGAUUGUGUUUGUUGUUGAAAGUUGGAUUAUUGCUGUGAAACUAGAUGGAUCCUUCUCUUCUAACUGCGUUUUUCUUACUCGUCCCUUUCCCCUCUCAAACAGGCAGGAACAUGAAUUCUCUCUGCCUCGUGUCUUUAAGCACACGGUGUUCCGAAAAGCCGCUCAGCGUGGUGUUUCUGGACGUAGCUAUGAAGGAUGUAGCUACAACACGAGCCGUUCACGGCGUCAGAUCGGCGUUGUUAGGAGGUCUUCUUUGGGUGUUGUACGUUCAGACUGUACGCUAACAUCAGGUAGAAGCAGGGUAACGCUCCGCAGAUCUAACGCCAACAGCUGAAUGCCAAAUUCAUUUUGAACUGUUUGAGGCGUUUGUUUGUUUCCACGUCCUGAUGGGGCGGUCAGGAUACCAGAACUUUAACUUUGGUAUGAUUCAGGUGAAACUCAAACAUCCAUGACUCGAUACCACAGCAGUGAAAAUAGAAGUUUCAGCUGUUUUUAACAAAUCUUUAAAGAACUUUUCAGCGUCUUUGUGCAGCUGUGACAACUUGCAGGAGUUUACCUGCAACAGACUCAUCCCUCUCUGACACCUGUCUCAUGAAAUAGAUCCAGUUUAUUGAGGUUUCAGUGCUUUUAGAUUCUAAAAACUGUUAAAUAAUAGAGAUAUUCUUGUUUAAAUGUGCAGAAUUAACCUGGAAACUUCAGCAUUGUUUCAUCAUUCAUUUGGUUUUGGCUUGAGCCUAAAAACAAGUUUGCAAAUUGAGGCGAUGUGCCGGAGUUUGCCUUUGAUUUUUAUGAUGGAUUCAUUCCUCUUGUACACAUCUAUUUCAUAAAAUAGAUCUACUUUGUUGAGGUUUCAGUGCUUUCUGAUUGUGUUAAAUAACAGAGAUGUUAUUGUUUACGAUGCUUUAUAUUGUAUAAUUUUGCAACCUUUUACUGCCUACAAAAUCAUUCAGGGGGAAAACAAUCUUAAAUCCCCUGAUAGUAGUUUCUAUUCUUACUCAUUCAUUUGGUUUCAGCUUGAUUGAAAAAACAUUUGAAAUGUUAUCUAUUAGUCCACAACCCUACAAUUAAUUUCACAAUUUAAGACCGUUGCAGGAGUUAGCUUGCAAUUCCUGGAUGAUUCUUUCCUCUCUUACACACUUAACCUGUAAAAAAUAUCUCAUUUUAAGUUUCUGUAUUUUUUGCUAUGAUCAGUUCUUAAAAUAUCAGAGAAUUUACUAUUUUUAACACAAGCAGUAUUGAAAAUGUUGGUCCUGAAGUGUUUCAUUAGUUUUCCUGUAGUUUUUGCAUGGAUGCAUUUCUCUCCUACACAUCUGUCUGAUAAAAUAGAUCCCAUUUAUUGAGGUUUCAUUGAUUUUGAUACUAUAAGGCAAUAGUAAAUGGAGAUAUUAUCAUUUAAGAUGCUGCAUCCAGACGUUUUGACCUUUUACUGCCUAAAAGUUCAGUUAAGAAAAACCAGCCAACUCCCAUGUAGUUUCAUCUUUUUAUUCAUUAAUUUGGUUUGAGCUUGAUCUUAAAGUGAGCAAAUAUAGACCUUGUGCGGGAGUUUAACUGCAGAUUUUGAUGGAGUUAUUCCUCUCUUACACAUCCAUCUCAUGAAAUAGAUCCAGUUCUUGAGGUUUUAGUACUUUUUUAUGCUCUGAAGUAUUAAAUAGCAGAGAAGUUUUAUCAUUUUAAACAAAUGUAGUAUUGGAAAGUGUUUCACUUCCGUAUUUGUGUUAUCCAUCCUGAUUUUUGUUAUUUUUGGAGUUUAAGAUGAUUUUAACCUUGCAGUUACGUCACAUGCUACAUGUCCCAAGGCUGUUUUCUUCAAAGCUGGUGGCUUUGGGUUCAAGUCCAAACUGUGGCUCCUUGCUGCCCAGUUUACAGCUUCAUCUUUUGCCCUAUCGUAAUAAAAGCUUAAAAGCCCCAAAUAAAAAACUAAAAGGAUUUGUUUGGCAAACAUUGUGACCUUGCUUUUAAGCUCGAUACUCACCUGAGAGUACGGUUGUCAGGAUGUUUGCUCUUCCAUAUUUAUUUAUGCUACAGGUUGUAAAACAAUGUCAGGGUCAAAAAGCACCCCAGAUCAGAGAAAUACAUCUAUUCCAUGAAACAAAUGUAGGAGAGGAAUGGUUUUACUAAGAAGUGCAGGUAGAGUUUCUGAUGUGCAAAAAUCUGUUUACAGAGUUUGCCGCUUUUAAGAGUUAAACAUUAGAAAUCUCCCAACAUUAGGCACCUAGGACUUCUAUUUUUGUUGUCAUGGUAUCAAAAAAGCUUGGAUGAUGUUUGAUUUUCCUAGGACGAUAUCAGAGCUUCUGAUAUUGCUAUGGAGACAGCCCUAGCCGAGAGGACGUCUCACUCCUGCCGUAUUGUAACAAACACUCCAGAUGUGCAGCGAUGUGCCAAAGUUUGUCCUCUAGUCGAUCCAGCUGAGCUCUUGGUUCAAAUUCAGGCAGUCUGUGGUUGUUGGAGUCAGUAUUAACUUUACUGAGUUUAAAUUAACUCAUUAGUGCAGGUGAUGACGUAUAAACAGGACUAACCUAGAAUCCGCCGCCGUGUCCUUCCUGACAGUCGAGUGGGUCGCUCGUUUUUGUGCAGACGUCUUUUGGGAAAACGUCUGACUUGAAGCCCGCUUUGACGGUCACGUUGAGCUCAAUGCAAGUGAUGCUUUUAAACUUAGGAUGAAAAGUGAAUGGAGUGUCGUGAGGUGUCCGAGUCACUGCCCGUGUCUGUCUGUGUCGGUGUGCUCCGUGUUCGAUGGUACUCCCUCAUAGUGUUAACGUGAAACUUUUGCAAUAGGAAACCUUGGACAAAGGGCCUUCUGUAUGAGUUUGUUGCUUUUUAUAAAGUGAAGACUUACAAGCUUUGAUAGGCUGGCUUUUUUAGUAUUGUAUAGAAAAUAUAUACAAGAUGUAUUAUUGUGAAUCCCCCCUCCCUCUAAAUUGAAAGCACAAAUAGCUUCCCCUUAUUUCUCGACAUAAAUGCCAAAUAUAUAUUAGCAGAAGUAUGACGAUGUACAAUGCAACACUAUUAGACGUUACUCUCCCUCACAUUGUAAUGCACUUUCAUGUGGUUUUGACACAUUUGACUCCAAUUUGGACUCUCUUUGGUUUGAGGUGUUUGAUUUAAACCACUACCUUUAGGAAAAGAGGAAGCCGUUCUGAUUAAUAUUGUUUUUAAUGACCCUUUUUCACAGGGAUGAUGUGUUUGAUGACGGGGUUAAAAUCCCCUCAUGGCUGUCUGUUACUUUAUGUUUUGCCACUUGAUGAAAAAAAUGUUUUGCAGCUACCGCCACGUUCUAUGGAAGCCCAUUUCUGCCAGUUAAAAAAAGGAAAUAUGAGAAAGAAAAGCAAAGAUGUUAAACUCAAAUUAUAAUCGACCAGUGGGGUGCAGAGGUUUGCAGCACCUGCAAACGUAAAAACUACCAACAAAUGUGCAGCAUUAAUGCAAUAAUGGUGCAAAUGUAAUGACAGCUGCCUACUGAAAACCUAAUAAUUAUUUUUACAUUUGCAGGAAUUUAUUAUCUUUGUUGAAGAUGAAAUCACCCUUCCACCAAAACGCGUGGUUGUUGUUUGCUGUAACCUUUUAAAAGUGCCCAUGGGUUUACGUCAGCUUAAGCUCAAGUCACACUUAAAAAGGUACUCAUGGUGUUUAUUUUGUUCGCCAUGAAACAAGAAGUUUUUUUAAAUACUUAAAGAGCCUUUGAUCCCAACACAUUUCUGUUUCAUUUGAUUCAAGUAAGAGUAAUUUUACUGUUCAUAGAGAGCUGAAAAAUCAGCUUAAGCUCAAGCCACAUCUAAAAACAUAGCCAUGGCGACUGUUUUGUUCGCCAUGAAACAGGAAGUUUUUAAAUACUGGAAGAGCCGUUAAUCCUAGCACAUUUCUGGUUCAUUUGAUUUAAAUAAAAGGAACUUUACUGUUCAAAGAGAGCUGAAAAAAAAAAUCACUCUUGGGCAAAACUGGCUCUCCCUAUUCAAGUGAGUUGCUGUCUUAAACAUACAGGAUACAAACUUCCUGAGAUUAAACAAAUUUUAAAUGUAGACGGAGAUUUUAGGUUAUUAUAAAACGAUAAUACUAGGUGGGCGACCAGUGUUUCGGUUUCUCUUUUUAAUAAUUUUCUUUUAUUGACACGUUUAAUCCAGAUUCAUGGCUCAACCAGUGUUUUAAGACUGUGUAAAAUCUACUUCCCGUUUCAUGGCGAAAUCAAAUUAAAUUUGUGAGAAAUUUAUCAAGUUUUUGAAAUUUUACAAUUAAAUCUGCAGAUUUUGUGUGACAUUUGCGAGCAGGUAUUACAUUUGCAGGUAUAACAGGGUUUGUGGUUUUGUAUCCUGGUUGGAUGGGUCCUUUCUGUGCUUCUGUCUUUCUCCCUGUGCUUACAUCCUCCCACAGUCCAAAGACAUGCUUGUUAGGCUAAUUGGUAACUCUAAAUUGAUCAUAGGUGUGGCUCUGAUUGACUCCAGCCUCCCUCAGCCCUAAAGGGAAAAGCAGUGUAGAUGAAUUGAUGGAUAGUGGACUGGUUCAGUGGUUCCCGAGCUUUUUCCUUAGGGUCCUCCUUGGACCCACUUGAAAAAACUAAACAUCUAUCUUAAUUUUUAUUCAUUGACAGAAUCCAAACCUAAUAGGCUUCCUUACUUAAUAGAUUUAGCCAAAAUAUCUAUGUAUAAAUUAUCCAAUUUAAUAACCACAUAAGAGCCACUCUACAAAGAAAAUAUUCAACUUUGAAAAGUUGGAAAAUUAAAAGGAGAGCUAGAAGUUUUGACUGUGAAAAUCAUAAAUUUACAUGGACAGAAACUUGGAUUCUUUUUAGAUUAUAAAGUUAAAAAUAACAGCUUGCAUGGAGGAAAAUGGAACCAGAUAAAACAGUUUUCCUGUUUUUCUGACCUUGGUUGCACACACAACCCCACAGGUACCAGCUGCCUCUCUGAGGUAUUCAGUCAUCAGACAGUGAGGGUGCCAUGGUGGGUUAGGGAGAAAGGCUGCAGCAGUUUUUGACUUUGACCCAUUUGUGCAAAUUUGACAGAAAAUCCCUUGAAGAGCUCUUAAGAUAUGUUCUCAAACAAGGCAUGAGCAUGAGGCUGAAUGACCAGUGAGCUGAUCUGUGCAUUCUUUAGUGGAUAAAUGUGUUAAAGUCUGGGAGAUUUCUUAAAGCAGUCUUGCAUUAUUGCAUUCACAAGAAAGGCCCAGAUGGACAACCUGAAAACUGAAUGUCCCUGACCCUGGUUUCCACCAGCACAGAGCGUCAGAAUUUUGCUAUAAAUUUGAUUCUUUAUCUCAGAAUAAUUGCGUAUUUUUUUAGAUUAUACUCUAUUCAUCAAGUGCUUAGCGCACCCAUAUUUUUUUUUAUUACUGGCAGAGUUGGGCUUCCGUACGCGUCUGCCCAUGACGACACAGCCGAGCGCUUGUCUCCUGCUUUCUGAAGACGUUUACUCCACACGUUCUUCUCAGAGUUCAGAGGCCACCGGCCCGUUAACAUGCUCCUGAACGCGGGCUGUGACGUGUUCAAGGGCAGAACUGUUUGAGGGAAUUUUUAUUUCGAGGAAGCCUUUUAAAUAAAACGGGCAAAGUGAAAAAUGUAUUUCAGCGUGUUUCACCUCGAUUUAGAUUUUUUUUAUUCGCCCUGAAUCUAGAGGUAGCAUGGGGGUGUUUUACAAGGCUGGAUCAAUGAGCAGGCAUGCAAAAAACGAACAUCAGUGUUAACGUUUCAUUAAAGGUCAGACUACAUGCCAUCUCAUUGCUCCUGGUACUUGAAAUGCCGCCCAGUGUCUUUGCACAAACCCUAUUUUAAAUGACAUGACAGUAUUUUUAAAUUUACCACUAAAAAUAUGGGUUACUCUGCAUGUUUUACUAUAGAUGUAAAUAUGUUUUGGAUUUUUAUAUUGUUUUGUUUCUUUCCAUGCUCUCACAAGCAGUUGUGUUUAAUAAAAAUUUUUAAUCUUC
Cheilinus undulatus (humphead wrasse) is the source of this 9168-nucleotide messenger RNA. Its product is annotated as phosphofurin acidic cluster sorting protein 2. Lineage: Eukaryota; Metazoa; Chordata; Actinopteri; Labriformes; Labridae. Bases 98 to 2851 code for a protein of 917 amino acids. The record is from RefSeq and is a predicted model, not a curated record. Gene Ontology annotation, molecular function: transmembrane transporter binding. The transcript is spliced from 24 exons. Gene Ontology annotation, biological process: protein localization to plasma membrane.